This is a messenger RNA of Salmo salar (Atlantic salmon), 1146 nucleotides long. The record is from RefSeq and is a predicted model, not a curated record. NCBI's taxonomy places the organism in Eukaryota, Metazoa, Chordata, Actinopteri, Salmoniformes, Salmonidae.
CAACCAGAGGAGAAGACACAGGACGAGAUCGGUGAGGUCAUCAUCCUCGAGCAACUUCUACAAGUUCUACCACACGACAUUCGAACCUGGGUUCGAGAGCACGAGCCCAAGGACGGGCUUAUGGCGGCCAAGCUUGCGCUGCAGUACCAUAAUGCACGUAAAGGGGGCCCACCACGACCUGCAGCACCCGCUCCAAGGAGUCUCCGAGACACAAGGGACAUCAGAGAUACCCGAGAUGGUGGAGGUAACUCUGGGGGUUAUGUGUCUGGGAGGAGGGAGGUAAGGGAUUAUGCAGUUCGCUCUGAUGGGAGGGGUCUGACCUGUUUUUACUGCCGACAGCAGGGGCACAAGGCUUCAAUGUGUCCGCUACGUAAAUCCAAGCUCUCAGGUUACUGUUAUGUGCCCAGAGAGGGGGAUGGUGUUCAGAAUAGACAGACUGGGGAAGGGUCAGUCUUGGUACCUGUAAAAGUGAAUGGUAAAAGUCUUACUGCAAUGAUUGACACCGGCAGUUCCCUGUCGUUGAUCAGAAAAUGUAAUGUACCUGUUAAUGACAUUGAUUACGGUCACCAGACACUGAUCCAAUGUGUCCAUGGUGACCAGUCACAGCAGCCCACAGCUGAACUCACAGUGGAGAUUCAGGGUCAGAAAUACCUCCUCAAAGUUGGGGUAAUGGAGAAGCUACCUUUUGAGAUGAUUUUGGGGAGGGAUGUGCCUGUACUCUCUGAUCUGUUGGGAAGUGUGGGGGGUCAGCUAUAUGAGCAGUCAGUUUGCCAGUCUGAUGUUCAGGUGUCAUGUUCAGUUGUCACUCGUGCACAGGCCAAAGCUGGUUUACAACCUCUGCCUGACUUGUGUGAUAGUCUGUGUGAGGGGGGAAACAAAGGGCCCAGAAAGUCACGCCGCCAGCGGCGUCUUGAGAAGUAUGUGGGAACCCCUGUACCUGUUGCUGAUGUGUCUGGCACAGGAUCUUGUCAGCACAGGAUCUUGUCAGCACAGGAUCUUGUCAGCACAGGAUCUUGUCAGCACAGGAUCCAGCAGCACAGGAUCCAGCAGCACAGGAUCCAGCAGCACAGGAUCCUGCCAGCACAGGAUCCUGCCAGCACAGGAUCCUGCCAGCACAGGAUCCAGCACCUCUCAGUUUUGGACUGA